Hibiscus syriacus is the source of this 708-nucleotide messenger RNA. Its product is annotated as zinc finger protein 8-like. Gene Ontology annotation, molecular function: DNA-binding transcription factor activity. Bases 40 to 708 code for a protein of 222 amino acids. Gene Ontology annotation, biological process: response to gibberellin; trichome morphogenesis; trichome differentiation. NCBI's taxonomy places the organism in Eukaryota, Viridiplantae, Streptophyta, Magnoliopsida, Malvales, Malvaceae. The transcript has a single exon. The record is from RefSeq and is a predicted model, not a curated record.
CAAAAACAAACCCACCUCUUCUUGCUUCCCAUCUUUCUCAUGGAGGACGAAAGGGAAAUUCAUGACUUCAUGAACGUCCAAUCCUUCUCUCAGCUCCCUUUUAUCCGUCCCUCACCUCUUAAAGACAAGGGUAUUCGUUUGUUCGGCAAGGAAUUCGGAGGCAGUGGUGGUGGUGAUGGUGGUAGUGAGUUGGACUCGGUCGGGGAGGAUACGUUCAAGGAGAAUAAUGGAGAAAACAACAGAAGAUUCGAGUGCCAUUACUGUUGCAGAAACUUUCCGACCUCCCAAGCUUUAGGUGGUCACCAGAACGCACACAAAAGGGAGCGCCAACACGCCAAAAGAGCUCACCUUCACUCGGCAAUGGAGCACAGCUCUUUGUCCAAGGCUCAUCUUUAUGGACUCGCUAACUACGGGCCAGCUUUGAGUUACCCUUCAUGGAACACUAUGUUUUAUGGCAACCAAAGCCCCGCCAUCAAUGGCAGCCCACUGGGACUGUGGAGGAUUCCUUCCACGCUUCAAAAUAACUCCUCUAAUUUCAGUCGGGAACUCUCAUCAGCAUCGCAUCCGUUGCCUUUGUUUGCCGUUGAUGUAUUGAAGCCACCGUCGCAGAUUGUUGCCGGUGGCGUUGGCUCAACUUCCCAUGACCGGUACGUUUAUGAACCGAGGCCGAGAUUGCAAGACCAUGUGAGUUUGGAUCUACGUCUGUAA